CACUCAUUUUUGGCACAUUGGAAUACGUCAGCAUACCGUGUUAAAUGUGCUACUGCCCAGAAAAAUAGGGCUUCGGAGAAAGGUGGCAUUCUCCACACUGAGGGCUCAAUCACUAUACACGAGCAUGCCAUUCGUAUGGUACAAAAUCUUUAUUCAUUUCUUAUCAAUUUUUCCUGAAAUUGAUAUAUAUGUUUUAUGAUUUUACAGGCAGCACAGCUAGGACGUUCUGUUUCUGUUGAUGAGGUGUUUACACAGACUCAUCUUCGGAAGGGAACAGGCACAUAUGUUGAUGAGUUGUCUCGCAAGACCAUUGAAGAUUUUUCUACUAGGCUCACACAGGCCAGAGAGGACGUGGGAGGUAAUCCUGAUGCUGCCUCAAGAACAAAUGCAAAUGAGGACAUCAUCAAGACCCAAUGCUGGGUUGAUGUAGUCGGGGGAAGAAGAAAGGAAGAAUUUAUGGGCAAGACAACUUGCCUCUCAUUAUACUGCUGCAAGAGGAGGGGUAUUAAAACAUCAGCCAUUUUCAUCCAACAUAACAUGGUCGGUAGAAAGGCUUAUGAUGAAAUAAGAACCAGAUUGCAAACUCUUGAAGAUAUGUUCAGGAAAUACAUUCCUCAAGCAGCAGAAAUAUUGGACCCAUCAUCUUCCCACCAGGCACCUACACAGCCCAUGCAGCCCACUAAUGUGCAAUCAUCUAAUCAACAACAGCCUCUUGCCCAGCAACAAGAAGAUGAAGAAGAAACUGACUCUGAUGAUUUUAAUGGCUAUUAGGAUUUGAUAAACUUUUAAAAUUGAGUUGUUUAGUUUAAUGGCUAUUAGGAUUUGAUAAACUUUUAAAACUUAGUUGUUUAGUUUAAUAACUUUAUUGAGUUUUGAUGUUUACUACUGUUAACAACUACUUCUAUGGUAAUAAUCCAUGAACUUUUUAAACUUAGUUUAAUUAAAAACAUUGGUGUUUUGACGUUUGUUAAUAUUAGCAACUACGUCUAUUGUACUAAUCAUAUACAUUUGGUGUUUUGAUGUUUCAUAUAUUGAUUGUAUUUUAUGAAACAAAUAUUGUAUGCAUUGAUGUAUGAUGAUAUUGAUUGGCAGGUGUAUUGUGGUGGGAAGGUAGUGUACAAAAAGCAGUGCAACUUGCAUUUUAUGAAACAAAUAGUGUGCUUGAUAUAUAUGAUGAUAUUGAUUGGCAGGUGUAUCCUGGUUGUUAGGAAGUGCACACAGAAUGCUUGAUAUAAGAUGAAACAAAUAGUUGGAUGAUGUUUUCUAUAUUGAUUACAUUUUAUGAAACAAAUAUUGUGCAUUGAUGUAUGAUGUAAUUGAUUGGCAGACAUGUGUGUUGUGGUGGUGAAAGUAAUGUACAAAAAAGAGUGCAAGCUGCAUCUUAUGAAACAAAUUUUGUGUGCUGGAUGUUUGAUGUAUUGAUGAUUGGUAGGUGUAUCAUGGUAGUUCGGAAGUGUAAAAAGAGGAUUGUGAGUUGCACAGUAUAUUUUUGACGACUAUAGCCGUUGGUAAUAACCAUCUUGUCUUCAAUUUAUCGACAGACAGAAUACAUUACCGAAGACAAGCAGCCCUCGGUAAUUACCAAAGGCCAUUAAGCCCUCUGUAAACGCCGUUGUAAAUUACCAAAGGCUAGAUAGCCCUCGGUAAAAACUGUCUGUAAUUACCGAAGGUUUGCAGCCCUCGGUAAGUGUCGUUGGUAAAUUUACUGACGGCCCCGUCACGAAGGUUUCCGACAAACUAUUUAUCGUGAGCCUUAAAGCCGUCAGAAUUCAGUAUUUAUCGGCGGCUAUUUUCCAUUACUGACGGGCAUUGGCCCUCGGUAAAAAAUUUAAAAUUUGUUGUGUUUUAAUAACUUUAAUGCAAGAAUUUGUACCAU
Molecule: messenger RNA, 1876 nt
Organism: Vigna radiata var. radiata (mung bean)
Lineage: Eukaryota; Viridiplantae; Streptophyta; Magnoliopsida; Fabales; Fabaceae
Exons: 2
Coding region: 196-771 (191 amino acids)
Source: RefSeq, a predicted model, not a curated record